GACUUUGACAACCUGGAAGCGGAAGCCGGCACGCGUCGUGCGGGGUUGAGGUAGCGGCGGGAGAGGCUGGUUGGUGGGAGUGUGACCGUUACUGAAGCUGGAGCCGGAGCCGGUCUGUGGUGAAGAGCCAUGACGACCUCCCAGAAGCACCGCGACUUCGUGGCCGAACCCAUGGGGGAGAAGCCCGUGGGGAGCCUGGCGGGCAUCGGAGAAGUGCUGGGCAAGAAGCUCGAGGACAAGGGCUUUGACAAGGCCUAUGUGGUUCUGGGCCAGUUCCUGGUGCUGAAAAAAGAUGAAGAUCUCUUCCGGGAGUGGCUCAAAGACACCUGUGGGGCUAAUGCCAAGCAGUCUCGGGAUUGCUUUGGCUGCCUUCGAGAAUGGUGCGAUGCCUUCUUGUGAGCCCCGUGCCUGGGGGCCGGCCCCCCUUGUCCCCUCCCAUGGGUCUUCACAUUUAGCACCCUCCAGUGGGAAAUCCCGUCCCUCCCUCCCCUUCCCACCUCCCAAUAAAAGGAAAGAUUUUUGCUGCCGCCCCCACCUGGGACACCUUCCCCUGUCCAACAUCAUUGUGACUCAAGCCUCCCUGUCCACACCUCAGCAUGCCUCCUGUCCCGUAAAUUACAGUGGCGAUAGUUAUUAGCUUUCCUGGGUGGGUCUCUGGAGUGGCUUCCUCACCCCCUAAGUCCCCACUUUUGGUCUUUUAUGCCAUUUGGAUAACUUUGGCAGAAGGACAUUCACUGCCAUUGUAAAGAGUUUUUUAAAACUAAUAAAGUCAGCAGCCUUGA
Molecule: messenger RNA, 782 nt
Organism: Phascolarctos cinereus (koala)
Lineage: Eukaryota; Metazoa; Chordata; Mammalia; Diprotodontia; Phascolarctidae
Gene: BANF1
Product: barrier to autointegration nuclear assembly factor 1
Biological process (GO): chromosome organization
Cellular component (GO): condensed chromosome; nucleus
Molecular function (GO): DNA binding
Source: RefSeq, a predicted model, not a curated record